AUGAGCGAAGGAGACGUUCAACCGCCUGGUGCGCCCAUGGUCGUUGCAGAGGCGAAAGACACUGAUACAUACCAUGUCCCUAAGCAGAUGUUUGAUAAGCACCCCGCUAAGCCCCACCUGAGCGGCAUGGAAGAAUACCAGAAGAUGUACAAAGAGUCCAUCGAGGAGCCAAAGAAGUUCUGGGGGAAGAUGGCAAGGGAUCUCCUCACGUGGGACAGAGACUUUCAGACUGUUCAUUCCGGGUCUUUUACCCAUGGUGACAACGCUUGGUUCCUCGAGGGCAGGCUCAAUGCCUCGUACAAUUGUGUCGAUCGUCAUGCCUUCAAGCAUCCCAAUAAGCCAGCCAUCAUAUACGAAGCAGACGAGCCAAACGAAGGUCGCACAAUAUCAUACGGGGAGCUGCUCCGGGAAGUCUCACAGCUUGCCUAUGUCUUGAAGCAGAUGGGCGUGAAGAAGGGAGACACAGUCGCCCUUUACUUGCCCAUGGUGCCUGAAGCCUUGAUAUCUUUUCUUGCCUGUAGCCGUAUUGGUGCUGUUCAUUCGGUCGUCUUCGCGGGCUUCUCUUCGGAUUCUCUCAGAGAUCGGGUGAUUGAUGCCAAUUCCAGGGUUGUCAUCACUAGUGAUGAGGGCAAGAGAGGCGGCAAAAUAAUUGGCACUAAGAAAAUAGUUGAUGAUGCAUUGAAGCAAUGCCCCAACGUCACACAUUGCUUAGUGUUCAAACGCACGGGCGCCGAUCUAUCCAAGAAUUGGACCAGCGGGCGAGACUUCUGGUGGCAUGAGGAAACGGAGAAGUAUCCAAAUUACAUCGCUCCCGAGCCUAUGAACUCGGAAGACCCGCUCUUCCUCCUAUACACUUCGGGAUCAACGGGCAAGCCGAAGGGUGUCAUGCAUACCACAGCCGGCUACUUGCUAGGCGCAGCAGCGACUGGCAAGUAUGUUUUCGAUAUCCACGACAACGACAAGUUCUUCUGUGGUGGUGAUGUUGGCUGGAUCACUGGACAUACGUACGUCGUAUACGCGCCUCUUCUCCUUGGUAUUGCUACUGUUGUCUUCGAAGGCACUCCGGCAUAUCCCAAUUUCUCGCGAUAUUGGGAGGUAAUCGACAAGCACCAGGUCACUCAAUUCUACGUAGCCCCAACAGCUCUGAGAUUAUUGAAACGAGCCGGCGAUUCUCACGCCAAGCAUCCAAUGAAGCAUCUUCGAGUUUUGGGAUCGGUUGGCGAGCCCAUCGCAGCCGAAGUCUGGAAGUGGUACUUUGAGAUUGUUGGGAAGGAGGAGGCUCAUAUUGUCGAUACAUACUGGCAAACGGAGACUGGAUCCCACGUGAUUACACCCUUGGGUGGUGUCACCCCGACUAAACCUGGAAGCGCAUCAUUACCUUUCUUUGGUAUCGAGCCCGCGAUUAUUGAUCCAGUCUCUGGGGAAGAAAUACAUGGCAACGACGUAGAGGGUGUUCUGGCUAUCAAAAAGCCAUGGCCUAGCAUGGCUCGAACCAUCUGGGGUGCUCAUAAGCGAUACAUGGAUACAUAUCUUAACGUAUACAAGGGCUACUACUUUACUGGUGACGGCGCUGGCCGAGAUCAUGAAGGCUACUACUGGAUCCGAGGCCGCGUGGACGAUGUGGUCAACGUCUCUGGGCACAGACUCUCAACAGCGGAGAUCGAGGCAGCUCUCAUCGAGCAUCACCAAGUUGCAGAAGCGGCAGUGGUGGGCAUUCACGACGAGCUCUCAGGCCAAGCUGUCAAUGCCUUCGUCUCCCUCAAAGAAGGCAACGAAAGCAACGAUCAGGUUAAGAAAGAUUUGGUGCUUCAAGUUCGGAAGUCCAUUGGUCCUUUUGCUGCUCCGAAAGCAGUAUUCGUCGUUGAUGAUCUUCCUAAGACGAGGUCGGGUAAGAUCAUGAGGCGCAUCUUGCGUAAGAUUCUAGCCGGAGAGGAGGAUUCAUUGGGGGAUACCUCUACUCUCUCGGACCCAAGUGUGGUCGACAAGAUCAUCGAGAUAGUCCAGGCAUCACGGAAGAAGUAG
Molecule: messenger RNA, 2022 nt
Organism: Letharia columbiana
Lineage: Eukaryota; Fungi; Ascomycota; Lecanoromycetes; Lecanorales; Parmeliaceae
Exons: 7
Coding region: 1-2022 (673 amino acids)
Cellular component (GO): cytosol
Molecular function (GO): acetyl-CoA synthetase activity; AMP binding
Source: RefSeq, a predicted model, not a curated record